UCUCAGAAACCCAGUCACUCACAGUCUGACACCAGCAGAUCAUUUUUUACUUAUUAAACUCAUUUAAUAUCUCAGGAGCAUUAAACAUGGAGACUGUUUCCUCACAUAAUUCCUUGUCAAGCUGCAGUCAGAGCAAAGUAAUAGCGGUGGUGGGAGGCGGUUUGGUUGGAUCUUUGAACGCCUGCUUCUUCGCAAAACGAGGAUUUCAUGUUGCAGUUUUUGAAUCUCGAGAAGAUAUUCGGAAGGCCAAAGUCGUAAAGGGUCGAAGCAUCAACUUGGCCCUCUCCCAUAGGGGGCGCCAGGCCUUGAAACAUGUGGGAAUGGAGGAAAAGAUAGUCUCCAAAGGCAUUCCAAUGCACGCCCGUAUGAUCCACAAUGUGAAUGGAAAACGUUCUCCUAUACCCUACGGCCGGAAGGGACAGUACAUCCUUUCUGUGGACAGAGCCAACCUAAACAAGGAGCUGCUAACAGCGGCAGAGGCAUAUCCAAACAUGACCCUGAACUUUAGUCACAAGCUGCAGGACUGGAGUCCAGAAAAAGGAGCAAUGACAUUUCUUGGACCUGAUGGCCAUAUGAAAGAGAUCCAGGCAGAUCUGAUUGUAGGCUGUGAUGGAGCUUUCUCUGCCGUCAGGAAGCAGUUCCUACGGCAGAGUCGUUUCAAUUACAGCCAGACGUACAUUCCCCACGGGUACAUGGAGCUUACUAUGCCUCCCAAAGAUGGAGAUUUUGCGAUGGAGCCCAACUAUUUGCACAUUUGGCCCAGGAACACUUUUAUGAUGAUUGCCCUGCCCAACUUGGACAGGACGUUCACAUGCACCCUCUUCAUGCCCUUUGAAGACUUUGAGAAGAUUCACACUGGUGACGAGGUCAUUCAGUUCUUCCAGAAAUACUUCCCUGACUCUAUACCUCUAAUAGGAGUUGAUGCUCUAAAACGGGAUUUCUUCCGGCUGCCGGCUCAGGCUAUGGUCUCAGUAAAGUGUUCCCCGUAUCAUCUGUUUGAUAAGUGUGUCCUUAUGGGAGAUGCUGCUCAUGCUGUCGUUCCUUUCUAUGGUCAAGGCAUGAACGCUGGGUUUGAGGAUUGUUUAGUUUUUGACGAGAUUAUGGAACACUUUAAUGAAGACUUUGCUGCUGUACUUCAAGAAUACACCAGUGUUCGUGUACCUGACGAUCAUGCCAUAGCUGACCUGGCCAUGUACAACUACAUAGAGAUGAGGGCACAUGUAAAUUCCAAAUACUUCCUGUUCCGAAAAUACCUGGACAACAUCCUUCACUUCAUCAUGCCAAAAACAAUCAUCCCACUUUAUACAAUGGUCACAUUCACCAGAACACGAUACCAUGAAGCUGUGAAACGCUGGCAUUGGCAAGAUAAGCUGAUCACUCAGGGUCUGUGGCUGUCUGGAGUUGUGUCCGCAACAGGAGGGGCAUAUCUAUUGGUCAGAUACUCUCACAAACUUCCCAACAUCUCUGCAGAGCACUUGUGGAAUCAUGCACUUGCUUUAAAAUGGUUCUAAAACAGGGAGAAUAACAAUGCAUAAGACAAUGCGUUGUUGUUUAGUAGUAGUUGUCUUAUCUAAGCAAAGAUGACCAAGAUGUCCUUUCGUAUGUCUGCAUACAGGACCCAAGCAGUAGACCGAAAUUAAAGUCUAAAAGAAAUAUUCGGGGUUAAUACAAGUUAAGCUUCAUCUACAUCGUUUUCUGUAUACUCUUGUUUAAAACUCAUUUGCAAAAAUUGCAUUUUAAAAGCAGAAAUGUAUAGCUCAUACUUUUGUAAAAGCACUCACAUUAAUUAUUUGGUAAAUCCAUUUUAUUAUUUGAGCCAUAAAGUUUUCAGUGAUGCAAUUUGGAUAAAUAUCUGGUCAUGCUUUACCCACCUAAUUCCUGUGUGUGGAAUUUGCUCCAUGUUUUUAAUUAUUAAUUUAAAGAAAAUGUCAAAGUAAUUUCUGUAAUCCAUGUUGUGAUCCAAGAGUUCAGUAUGUCUGAAAUAAUUCAUUUGUUAAAAGCAAAUGCUGGUUGCUA
Messenger RNA from Myxocyprinus asiaticus (Chinese sucker), 2016 nucleotides. Its product is annotated as kynurenine 3-monooxygenase-like. The coding region runs from base 87 to 1511 and encodes 474 amino acids. Lineage: Eukaryota; Metazoa; Chordata; Actinopteri; Cypriniformes; Catostomidae. Gene Ontology annotation, molecular function: kynurenine 3-monooxygenase activity; NAD(P)H oxidase H2O2-forming activity; FAD binding. The transcript has 15 exons. The record is from RefSeq and is a predicted model, not a curated record. Gene Ontology annotation, cellular component: mitochondrial outer membrane. Gene Ontology annotation, biological process: L-tryptophan catabolic process; quinolinate biosynthetic process; NAD+ metabolic process.